Messenger RNA from Lathyrus oleraceus (garden pea), 1065 nucleotides. RefSeq names its product transcription factor MYB72. Bases 1 to 1065 code for a protein of 354 amino acids. The transcript is spliced from 3 exons. Lineage: Eukaryota; Viridiplantae; Streptophyta; Magnoliopsida; Fabales; Fabaceae. Gene Ontology annotation, biological process: response to oxidative stress. Gene Ontology annotation, molecular function: peroxidase activity; heme binding. The record is from RefSeq and is a predicted model, not a curated record.
AUGGCAUCUUCAUCUUUGCAACAAGAAAAAUGCAAUCAUGGUGAUGAUACUAGAAAUAUUGUGUUAAAAAAAGGAACAUGGUCAAAGGAAGAGGAUCAAUUAUUAAGAGAAUACGUGACAAAAUAUGGAGUUGGAAAGUGGGAUUCCGUACGAAAGAAAACAAAACUUGUUCGAGAUGGAAAAAGUUGUCGUAUAAGAUGGUUAAAUCAUCUAAAUCCAAUUUUAAAAAAGUGCUCGUUCAAUGAAGAAGAAGGAAGAAAACUUAUUCAUCUCUAUAAUGAGUUAGGACCCAAAUGGUCUCAAAUGUUUCCUGGAAGAACCGAUAACGAGUUAAAGAAUUUUAUUAAUUCCAAAAAAAGGAGUUUAAAAAACUCUAGAAAGCACCUCAUUCCAGAAAGCAUAAACCAAGUUGAUGAGUUGAAUAACAAUGUUGGACAAAAUAAUGCCUCCCAAGAAGAAGAAACGGCUCUACCAAGAAUGGAAUUUGAUCAUCAAGUACAUACUCUACAUGGUAACUAUCUUCUUGAUCAAAAUUAUGGUGACAAAAAUAUCAACAACUUUCAACAAUUUUCAACGUUGGCUGAUGAUUCAAGUACUUGUAUCAACAAUCAUGCUGUCCCAACACUGGAUGAUAGGUCUCUUAGACUCCCAGCAUUUCCAUCAAGUAAUAUGCUUUUUGAUCAAGAUUUUCCUCCAAUUCCACAAUAUUAUCCAGACAAUCUAGAUAUGGAUUAUCCAUUUCCACAAGAAAUGCAUUCUAACCAGUAUCUUCAAAAUCCAGAUCUAUCAAAUCAGAUGCUUUUUGAUCAAGAUUUUCCUCCAAUUCCACAAUAUUAUUCAGACAAUCUAAAUAUGGAUUAUCCAUUUCCACAAGAAAUGCAUUCUAACCAGUAUCUUCAAAAUCCAGAUUUAUCAAAUCAGAUGCUUUUUGAUCAAGAUUUUCCUCCAAUUCCACAAGAAAUGCAUUCUAACCAGUAUCUUCAAAAUCCAGAUCUAUCAUCUGAGGAGCCUCAAUAUGAGAUCUUAGAACCUUGGUUGCUAUCUGAAUGCGUUCCUCUUUGGUGA